Rubroshorea leprosula is the source of this 4573-nucleotide messenger RNA. Lineage: Eukaryota; Viridiplantae; Streptophyta; Magnoliopsida; Malvales; Dipterocarpaceae. The record is from the annotation of a GenBank genome assembly.
GUUGUUGUUUUGUUUAUUUUUUGUUCGAAUUAACAUAAGUUUCUAGUUAAAUUUCGAUUGGGAAGAAUUAGGGCUAGAUGUUGUAUUCAGAUUUUUAAUUUAAAGAAGAAAAAAAUUGAGGCGUGGGAUUGCGUUGUGCAUUCAAUUAGGGUUUAUGGGUUUAUGGAAAUUUGGGGUUUUUGGGUUGGGUUUAGGAAGCUGAUGUUCCAAUAAUUGGCAUUUGGUUUGAAAAUUAGUUUGCCUAUUCUAGUCAGGUUUUAUUAUUUAUGUAGCACUAUGGAUUAUCCAAUUGCAUGAUUGUUACCAUCGUGAUUGAAAUUUAAUCUCGUUCAACAGUUAUUCAAGUCAGGUUUUAUUAUUUAUGUAGCACUAUGGAUUAUCUUAUUGCAUGAUUGUUACUGUCAUGAUUGAAAUUCAAUCUUAUUCAACAGUUGCAACAAAGGGAAUCACCCAGACAUUUUCCUGUGUAGUGCAUGACAGAGCCUGCAUGUUAUAAUUUUUGACACCUUAUCUGGUGCACUUUGUGGCUUGCCAAAUUGCUGAGAUGGCCAAUAACCCUCAAUUUUCUGGCGUGCAGCCUCCUCCACCUCCUAUAGUUGGCUCUAUGGAUCCUAUUCGAAAUUUUGCACCUCCCAUGCCUGUUCAGUUCCGACCUGUUGUUCCAGCACAACAGCUGCAGCAAUUUGUUCCAGUGGCUCCUCAACCCUUUCAGCAUGUUUCUCAAGGAGUUACUGCGAUGGGUACUGGGUUUCCUCCUCAAACUCAGCAACCACAAUUUACUCCAUUAAUGCAGCAGUUGCCAGUAAGACCUGUCCAACCAGGCCAUGUCCCAGCAGCACCACAGUCAAUUCCACUGCCACCUGUGCAGCCAAACAUGCAUGUUACUUCUGGAGCACUGCGGCCUCAACCAAAUGCUCAAACUCCAAAUAACUACACACCUGGUUUUGCACCAUCUUGUUAUGGCCAGGUGCCAGUAUCAGUUAAUGCUGCACCUCAAUAUCAACCUGUGACUGUGAGUCAGAUGCAUGCAACAAGCAUUCCUGCUGGAGGCCAGAUGACGGUAUCUGUUAGCCAGAGCAAUGUUUCUUCAACACCUCUGCUGCAAACCAGUGAACAACCAUCAGUUACCACAUCCUCUGUACCUGCAGCUAGUAUUCAACCUAGGUCCACUGAAGAGGCUUCAACAGAUUGGAUAGAGCAUACUUCUGCCAAUGGAAGGAGAUAUUAUUACAAUAAGAGGACAAGACAAUCUAGUUGGGAGAAGCCAUGGGUGUUGAUGACGCCAAUUGAGCGGGCUGAUGCAUCCACUAACUGGAAAGAGUUUACUAGUCCUGAUGGAAGAAAGUAUUACCAUAACAAGGUUACAAGUCAAUCAACCUGGUCAAUCCCAGAGGAACUGAAGUUGGCCCGUGAACAAGUAGAAAAGGCAUCUGCCAAAGCAACACAGUCAGAAAUGUUCUCUUAUAUUUCAACAUCAGUUCCUCCUGUGGUUAAAGUUCCAGCUGGUGGUGAUACAUCAUCUGCAACAGUUCAUGGAGCUGAAUCAAGCCCAGUUCCAGUAGUACCUGUUGCUGCUACAAGCAACGUGGAACCUAAAGCAGUUUCUGGAUCAUCAACUUCUCCUAUUGGCUCUUCAACCAUCGUAGCAAAUACAGAUGGAGUUCAGAAAAUUGCAGAUACUGUUGUAUCUCCUAAUGCUACCUCAGAUAGUGUUGGAGUUUCUGUUGCCAUUGUCAAUUCUGCUGUGGCACCAAUGGAUAAUUCCAGCAAUGCUCCGGUUCUGGAUGUUCUUAGUUCUACAGAUGGAGUUUCUUCUCAGAAUGCAGAGGAAAAAGCAAAAGAUGUAGUAGUGGGUGAGAAAGUUAACAGUCCAUUGGAAGAGAAAGCAACUGAUCAAGAGCCUGUUACUUAUGCCAAUAAGCAAGAUGCUAAAAAUUCAUUCAAAGCACUUUUGGAAUCUGCAAAUGUUGGGUCUGAUUGGACAUGGGAUCAGGCCUUGAGAGUAAUAAUUAAUGACAAAAGAUAUGGUGCUUUGAGAACACUUGGUGAGCGGAAGCAAGCUUUUAAUGAGUUCUUGACACAAAAGAAAAAGCAGGAGGUUGAGGAAAGGCGAACUAAACAGAAAAAGGCACGAGAAGAAUACAAAAAAAUGUUAGAAGAUUCUACGGAGCUGACAUCAUCCACAAGAUGGAGCAAAGCACAAACCAUGUUUGAAGAUGAUGAGCGGUUCAAAGCUGUUGAGCGGGAAAAAGAUCGCAAGGAUCUGUUUGAGAAUUACAUUGAGGAACUCAGACAGAAAGAAUGGGCAAAGGCACAGGAGGAGCGCAAGCGGAAUAUUGUAGAGUACAGGCAGUUCUUGGAAUCUUGUGAUUUUAUUAAGGCCAGCAGCCAGUGGCGAAAAGUUCAAGACCUCUUAGAGUCUGAUGAAAGAUGUUCACGUCUUGAAAAACUUGAUCGCGUGGAAAUAUUUCAGGAAUAUAUUCGUGAUUUAGAAAAGGAAGAGGAGGAGCGGAGAAAGAUACAGAAGGAAGAACUGAGGAAGGCAGAGCGUAAAAAUCGUGAUGAGUUCCGUAAAUUGAUGGACGGAGAUGUUGCUUCAGGCACUCUUAAUGCCAAAACCCACUGGCGUGAUUAUUGCACAAUGGUUAAGGAUUUGCCUGCCUUUAUGGCAGUUGCAUCAAACACUUCAGGUUCAACUCCAAAAGAUUUGUUUGAAGAUGUAGCUGAGGAGCUACAGAAACAGUACCAUGAGGAUAAGGUUCGUGUAAAAGAUGCAGUAAAGUUGAGAAAGGUUUCAUUUUCAUCAACUUGGACACCUGAAGACUUGAAGGCUGCCAUUUUGGAGGAUGUUAGCUCUCCACCUAUAUCAGAUGUUAACUUUAAGUUAAUUUUUGAUGAGUUGCUUGAAAGAGCCAGAGAGAAGGAAGAGAAAGAAGCUAAAAAGCGUAAACGUCUUGCUGAUGACUUUUCUAACCUACUGCACUCGAUAAAGGAACUUAAUUCAUCUUCAACAUGGGAGAAUUGCAAACAUCUUUUCGAAAGUAGUCAAGAGUUCAGUUCCAUUGGAGAUGAAAUCUUCUGCAGGGAAAUUUUUGAUGAAUACAUAAUGCAGUUGAAAGAAGAGGCGAAAGAGAAUGAACGAAGACGGAAGGAGGAAAAGGCGAAGAAGGAAAAAGAUAGAGAGGACAGAGAAAGGAGGAAGGCUAAGCAUGGAAGGGGAAAGGAGAAUGGGCAUGAAAGAGAAAAGGAUGAACACAAUAAGGAUGGAGGUAAUGAUGAUAUGGUUGAAAUUGAUACCUCUAAUGAGAAUAAGAGAUCAGGAAAAGAUGACGAUAGAAAACAUCGCAAGCGACACAAAAGUUCGGUUGAUGAUUUCAAUGAAAGUGAGAAAGACCGAACUAGGCAUUCUCACCGACAUAGCAGUGAUCGAAAAAAGUCAAAACGGCAUGCAUCCACACCUGAAUCAGACAGUGAAACUAGGCAUAAAAGGCAUAGGAGAGAGCAUCGGAAUGGUUCUCGUAGAAGUGGUGAUCAAGUGGAGCUUGAAGAUGGGGAGUUUGGUGAGGAGAGGGAAAGUCGGUAGUUAUCUCUUCCUAUAAAUUUCUAAUUCCUUUUUUCUUCUCAUCAUAUCUAUUUUUUGAGGGGACUUAUAAUCAUCUUUAUUGUAUUUGGAUGUUGAUCAUAUUGUAACUGUGGCAAUGUUGUAUUAGUAUCAUAUUUGGUUUUUGGUUUAUAAGCAGCAGCGAGUGGCAACUUUAUGUGUUUAGAUUAAAUGCUUGAUUAUUCCCCAUAAAUGCUUAAAACUGAAUUUUACACAUGCAAUCAUUUCAGUGGAAUAAUUGAGAAUUAAUGUUGUUGUUAUGACUUUCUCAAUGAUGAAAAGAUUUCUUCAUGGAUGUUUCAUAAAGUUAAAGAAACAAAAAUAUCAAGUUUCAUUACUGUGGUUUUUUUUGGCAGAUUAGUUAUGAUUUGCUUAUUCUUCUAUGAGGCAUACAUUCUUUGAGUAGCAUAUUCUUGUUGGUCCCCCUGAGCCUUAAUCAUUUUGUUGGUAUCAUAAUCUAUAAAGUAUUUCUUAGUCUUCCACCUCCUAAAAAUUAGGAGCCCCAUCCCAAAACUACACAGUUUCAAUAAACAGUAUUUAGCUACUUCCUGAAAAUUGCAUGGUUCCAAAUAAAUACCCUUUUGGCCCCCCUUCCAAAACUAUGUGGUUUUUGGGAGGGGUUGAAGAGUGUUUUUGAAACAACGUCGUUUUGAAUUGAGGGGACUAGUAAUUUUUGUGAGGUGGGACUAGUAAUUUUUGUGAGGUAGGACUAACAAAUACAUUUUUCUGCAUUGCUUAUGGACAGUUGUACAUAUUAUUCAUCUCUAGCUGUUUAAACACAAGGUACAUGAAGCAAAAUUGUGCUGGUCUAUAUUCCCUCCCUCAUUUGCCUCUUUCUGUUUGCCAUUGUUAGUAAGCCUUUCUCCUUUUAUGCCAUGGUCAACUUCACAAUAAAAAACAUCAAUAUAUAGCUAUUUACCUGUUAUUGAUUGAUGAAGUUGAAUUUGACACAAAGAAAUGAGAAUGGAGAGU